CCUCAGUAGUGAUCCAGACCUGGUCUCCUUGGUCCUCCCUCCAGUUCUGAUGAACCUGAGACCUGGUGAAGAUGAAGACUCUACAGCUGCUGCUGCUUCUUCUGGCUGCAGGCUGCAUGGACGCUUACAAACCUGUCAUCCUGGUGCACGGCGUAAUAAGUGGACCCAACGAGUUACAGAAGCUGUCUGGGUUCAUUACCAAGGCGCAUCCAGGGACCGAGGUGAUUGCGAUCAGUCUGUAUGAUUACGGGGAGAGUCUGACAUCCAUGUGGCAGCAGGUCGAAAGCUUCAGGAAGACCAUCAUGGGGAUCAUGAAAGACCACCCCCGUGGCGUCCAUCUUCUGUGCUUUUCACAAGGUGGGUUAAUUUGUCGAGGAGUUCUCUCCACCAUGCCAAAUCACAACGUGCACACUUUCAUCGGGCUGUCUUCGCCCCUGGCUGGACAGUACGGAGAAACGAGCUAUCUGAAGUAUGCAUUUCCUUUCUGUCUGAAGAAGGACGUGUUUUUGCUUUGCUACAACCAAUACGGGCAGCAAUUGUCAGUUUGCAACUACUGGAAUGACCCUCACCAUAGAUACAGCUACCUGUGGGGCAACAACUUCCUCCCCCUGCUUAACGGUGAAAGACGUCACAGCAACAUGAAUGCGUGGAGGAGGAGCUUCAUACGUAUCAAGAAGCUGGUGCUGAUUGGAGGACCAGAUGAUGGCGUCAUCACGCCAUGGCAGUCCAGCCAUUUUGGAUUCUAUGACAGGAAGGAGAACGUUAUAGAAAUGAAGAAUCAGAAGUUCUACAAGGACGACUCGUUUGGGCUGAAGACGCUGGCUCUCCGUGGCAGCAUCUCGGUGUGUAUUCGCUCCGGAGUGAAGCACACUGAGUGGCACUCCAACUACAGCGUGUUCAAGAGCUGCAUUCAGAAGUGGCUCAUAUGAAGGCAACUCGUAUAUGAUAACAUGUUGAUACGAGUUGCUUUUAACUGGAAGUUACUGGUGAAAUACAGUUAGAUACGGAUGAAACGACACCUAGUGGUGAUUUCUAAGAUUGUAACCAACCCAAGCAUUUUUUUUUUUGUUCACACCAUUAUAUUUUUCCUAUAAAAGUACCUUGUUAAUUUUUCUUUUGAGGAUAAAUAAAGGUUUUAUUUUUCACUUCCCUCCUCCUCUUUAUGCAGAUGUUCAUGAUUUACAAAGAACAAUGCUAAACAUUUUAUUUCCAGUUUCUCUGUUAUGACCUUUAAGAGAUCAUUUAAAUAUAACGACUCACCAUGAAUUAUGACAGAGGCAUUCCUGUUUGUAUAAAGUAACUUCUAAUAAUGCUUCCUGAGAAUAAACAUGGCCGACAGUCACUGACAUUCACGGAUGAUCACAAGAGAGUUUUUCAGGGCCUCUUUCCAUGUUUCUCUCUGUAAGAUGCAGUUUUUCUGUUUUUCUUGUUUUCUGUCACCUCCAGAACUGGUUUUAUUUUAGUGACUACAUUCUCCAGUCAUGUGAACUGCAGCCUAAACCGCCACCUGCCGACCACCCUAUUGUAUUCACUCUAAACCAGCUGAACAGCCAUAAUAAAACAAAACCAAAAAACAUUACAAAAGUUUCCAAUUCAACAAUAUUAAAAAGUUAUGUUUGUCAUUUUGAAUGUGCUGUAAUAGAUUUGGGAACCUAAUUUUACAGUGAUAUUGUGUCCCUGUUUGCUGGGGGAAAGUUUUCCUGCAUCACACCUGUUUGUCAAACAGUGGCAUCCUAAACUUAGUAAACCAG
This is a messenger RNA of Melanotaenia boesemani (Boeseman's rainbowfish), 1751 nucleotides long. Its product is annotated as lysosomal thioesterase PPT2-like. Bases 72 to 929 code for a protein of 285 amino acids. Gene Ontology annotation, molecular function: thiolester hydrolase activity. The transcript is spliced from 8 exons. The record is from RefSeq and is a predicted model, not a curated record. Gene Ontology annotation, cellular component: lysosome. Lineage: Eukaryota; Metazoa; Chordata; Actinopteri; Atheriniformes; Melanotaeniidae.